This is a messenger RNA of Miscanthus lutarioriparius, 486 nucleotides long. The record is from the annotation of a GenBank genome assembly. NCBI's taxonomy places the organism in Eukaryota, Viridiplantae, Streptophyta, Magnoliopsida, Poales, Poaceae.
AUGAUGCCAAGAUGUGGAACGUACGUGAUCCAGGGAGUUUGGGUGGAGAUGCUCUGCUUCUCUGCCGGAAGGUGCAGAGGGUACCUGCACGCCAAGAGCUUAGGCAUGGGCGGAGAGUGCCUCUCCUACAUCUGGCUCCUCAUGUCCUACAUGGGGAUGGAGACCUUGGCUGAGCGGAUGCAGAGGACCAAGCUGAAGGACGAAGAUGCAAGAAACAACGGUGGCAGCUCCAAUGGCACAACAGCAACAGCUUCGUCAUCGAGUAUAGCUACCGGUGGCAGUGGCAAUGGGACGGCAGCAGCGAUACCAGUCUCAGCCGCUGGUGGCGGCCACGGAGAUGACACAACAGAGGCUUCUACACCAGUCACGGAAGGCGGUGAUGCAGAUGGGACUAUACCGGCUUCACCAGUGACGACCACAAAUCCCGGCGGCGAUGGCACAACAGCGGCUUCACCGGUAACAGGAAGCGGUGACGAUAAUGACUGA